AUGGACCCCGUGGACAAUACGCGCCAGACACCCGAGAGCGCCGCUUACCCCAGCGCCUGCAAGGCCCUGGCCGCCACCAACGCGAGCGUCGCCAUCGCCGGCGCGGGCGUGAUCGGUGCCACCAACCCCGACGGCAGCAACUGGCGCCGCUUCUGGGCCAGCGCUGGCCCCGGCUCCUGGCUCAGCGUCAUCAGCCGCGCCGGGCACACCAAAUGGCUGCAGGGGUCGCGCGCGGAGUGCUGGUGCCUCGACCGGGCGUUCAGCGGCGGCGGCGCGGCGCGCGAGGUGGUGCUGGCGGCCACGGCCGCGUGCAUGGUCGCGUGGUUCAGGCAGCAGCUGGCGGAGGCCUCGAUGCCGCACCCGCAGCAGCAGCAGCGGCAGCAGCAGCAGCAGCAGCAAGGCGGGCGCGAGGUCAACGCCGAAAGCAAGGCGCUGGCCCAGCAGCCCGCUGCACGGCAGGUGGCAGUGUCCGCCGCGGCCACCCACGGCGCCGCAGCGGUGGCGCCGCCGCCCUGCGCCCCGGGUUCGCCGCGCGGCGCGCCGUUGCCGGAGGCGCUUGCGCCCGCGCUGGGGCCGCUGGUGGAGGCGGCGGAGCUGGUGUUCAGCAUCAAGGGGGGUGCCUCCGCCACAUCGCACCCCCUGGAGGCUUGA
Messenger RNA from Monoraphidium neglectum, 651 nucleotides. RefSeq names its product chlorophyllase I. Lineage: Eukaryota; Viridiplantae; Chlorophyta; Chlorophyceae; Sphaeropleales; Selenastraceae. The transcript has 3 exons. Gene Ontology annotation, biological process: chlorophyll catabolic process. Bases 1 to 651 code for a protein of 216 amino acids. Gene Ontology annotation, molecular function: chlorophyllase activity. The record is from RefSeq and is a predicted model, not a curated record.